Messenger RNA from Saccoglossus kowalevskii, 2289 nucleotides. RefSeq lists its product as uncharacterized. NCBI's taxonomy places the organism in Eukaryota, Metazoa, Hemichordata, Enteropneusta, Harrimaniidae. Gene Ontology annotation, cellular component: cytoplasm; nucleus; vesicle membrane. Gene Ontology annotation, molecular function: calcium-dependent phospholipid binding; phosphatidylserine binding; calcium ion binding. The record is from RefSeq and is a predicted model, not a curated record.
AUAGCGGCUUUGUAAACCAGCGCAUUAUUCAUUAGUGAGCCAGUAGCGUCGAACCCAUUCCGAUCACGAGUAUUGAUUAUACCAAGGUGUAAAAAACCCACGACUCACAGCUGUGGAGAACCACCAUAUUUAUACACUUCGUCGCGUCUGUGCCCGACGGCGUGGAUAACCGGGGACAGGGAUCCGUCUUAUUUGGCCGUGUACUGCUAUAAUACAGCGAACGACGACAGAGCCGAGCUGUCGUCUUCAACUGAUUGUUCUUGAACAGUUGGCGAACAAUAACAUUCCCUACCUAUGAGUUCGACAUUGAAGAUGCCCCGUCCUCCACAAGGCAAUACCUUUCCAACUGGGAAUAAACUGCUUCAGAAAAGAUGGGACCAGCGAGCGUACCGUAUGCACGUACAAAAGAUGCGAGGUAUGAGAGCAGGCUUAGACAACAAAACACCAAAAAAUUAUUUACAUCUGCAGCUCAGGUUAAAAAAAAUACAGGCAGAAGAGGAGAGGCAAGCAACAAUAGAACAUGAAAAUAGAAUACUUUUAGCCAAAUUAACUCAGGUUUGCAGGUCUCAUGGUAAUAUUGACAAUUGGAAUUUGGAACAUGAACCAAGAAGUUUAAAUCGGCCGUAUAUGGAGAAACAAAUCCACAAGAUAGAACAAGAAAACCAAAAUAUCAUGAGACGACUUACAAAAAUUUCUUCUUAUUAUAAGCCUGACAAAUGGGAAGACGAAUACGUGUUACAUCAGUAUUACCUACAAAUGAAGGCAGCAGAAACAAAAGACUAUGAACUUUAUUGUUCUCGAACGGAAGGUAUAGAAUCAGAAAGUGAAGACGAAGCUGAAAAAACAGAAAAACAGCAUGAAUCUGAAGAUGAGUCAGAUGCGGAUGAUGAAACAGCUUCAGCUGCACCUUCAAAGAAGAAGACAGAGAAGUCAGAUAAGAGGCCGAUAACAAAGAAACAACACACCCACUUUCCUUUACUUGGCCAAGAAAGGAAGAAAGAAGAGGCGAAAAGAAAGAAAGAAGUUGCCAUAGCGAGGGGACAGAGAUACGACGAGAAAGGGGACGCUGCCAUUCUAUUUAAAGCCACAAAAGGAAUGGCUGUUGACACUCUACCUAAGCUGAGUGAAACAGGAAAUGCUGAAUCAGCAGUUGUGAAAGCUCUUGCAAGGAGAAGAUACAAACAGCGACAAGCCAAUAGGCAGAGAUUUGAACUUGAAUAUGAACUGGAUUUGUUAGAGGAAAUAAAAGUAAAACUGAAUGAAGAUUGGGAUGAUACAAUACACGCGUUAAUUUUAGAACGAGAAGAAUAUGAUGCAAGGUGUCUACAACAUGCAUUGAAGGGUAUCGGUACGCUUGAAGCUACUCUUAUAGAAAUUCUCUGCACAAGAAAUAAUGCGGCUAUCAGCGCCAUAAAGACAGCGUAUUCAGACAAAUAUGAGUCAGAUUUAAUGGAUGACAUAAAAAGUGACAUCACUGAUACAGCUUUCAGGAAUCUCAUUCUAGGUUUAGCAAAGGGUAUCCAUGAUGAAGGCGGGGUGGUAGAUAAAAGCCAAGCUCAAGAUGAUGCUAAGGAGCUGUUUGAGAUGGAGGAAGAUGAAAGAUGGAAUACAGAAAGUGGGAAAUUUAAUGAAAUUAUAACAGAUUACAGCAUGGCACAGAUGCUGGCUGUAUUAGAAGAGUAUGCCAAGCUUAAGGAGCAAAAAGUUACUGAGAUGGUGGCAAAUGAAUUUGAAGGCCAGAUGCAUGAUGGGAUUUCCGCAUUAGUGAAAUGUCUUCAUAAUUGUCCAGGUUUUCUGGCUGGCAGGAUACACGAGAGUUUAACCAGUGCCGGCGAUGAUUCCACACUAGUCAGGGUUGUUGUUACACGCUCUGAGGUUGAUCUUGUACAAAUUAAGAAAAUUUACAAAAAAAGGUAUGGUAAUACUUUAGAAGAAGAUGUACAGAAUAAAUGUAAAGGCAGCCAUAAGAAAGUUGUUUUAGAAAUCGUCAAACUGGCAGGUUAUCCCAAAAAGGGUCAACAACAACAACAACAGCAAUGGUCAGCACUGAAACAGGGCAAUAUGAAAUAUCAGGCACCACCCAAAGUAAAGCCUUUAAAAAGACCGCCACCAAGUAAGAAAAAAGCAGUAGAUCCCGAUAAUCCAAUUAUGAAGACCCUGAAAGAGGGGAAACCUGUGAGCCAUCCAAGGAGUGCCAAGAAAUCAGUGAAAAAGGGACAAGAUAAUGCAUCAUCCAGGUCAUCAUCUUCGACAUCGCAUGGAAAUAAAGACUCAGACGAUGAAAAAUAG